This is a messenger RNA of Chlorocebus sabaeus (green monkey), 2701 nucleotides long. NCBI's taxonomy places the organism in Eukaryota, Metazoa, Chordata, Mammalia, Primates, Cercopithecidae. The record is from RefSeq and is a predicted model, not a curated record.
UACAGUGUGAUAACGGCAUGGAACUAAUAUCCAAGUCAACCGUUGAAGUCAAAAUUCUGGGCUGGCAAACUUUAGUUAGGAGUCCCUAUUUUAGAAAAUAUUAUUUCAAGCAGGCCUUGUUUUUAUCCAGAGAGUGUAUACAGUAUAAUAAAACUCAGCACACCAAGAUUUAUAGUUCUUGUGUUUUUCUCCCUAAGUAGAGUUAAAACUCCUUCAAUAAAGUGAUUGUGUUAUCAACCACUGCAUAUUCUUAAGUACCAGGAUGCUUGACUCCAGGCAGAUGCUGAGAGAGUCUGUUGGGUGAGUGAAUGUAUAUCAAUGAAAAUCAAACAGAGGAAAUUUUCUUUAUAUAUUUUAGUGUUCUUGUUUUGUGUGUGUGUGUGUGAUGGUUACUGGCCCUUCUCUAAGAAUAAUGGAGAAAAGGUGUUAGUUUAUACUGUCACACAGGGCAGUCAUAGGAGACUCUGACAAAGCAAAUCAAUCAAUGUUAAAUCAGAAAUGAGAAUGUAGUAAGGGGGUGAAGAGACAGGAAGAAAAUACAUGGGAAAAUAUUGAAAAGGACAGAGUGAUCGAAAACAGCAGGGACAUGGGAACAUUGGGCGGCACUCUGGGAGCCAUUUAGUUUCAUGCUUAUUGUAUGAUUGAGGAAAAAAUAGGUCCUUAGUGGUUAAGUGGCUUUUCAAUGCCACGUCAGACUUGUUCCAUAGCAGUUGAAUUAUGGGAAGGUGAGUAAGUUGGAAGUUGGUGACAAGGAGAGAAGUUGAAAACUAGAGAGGAGAGUCAGAACCAGAGGGAAAUGAGAGACUAAAUAGGCAUCUCAGGGUUUUUGGAGUGAAUUUUCUUUGUUGCAGUCAGGGGAGGUUUGUCUGUUGGUUGCAGAAAGAAGUCAGAAUAGAGAUAUCGUGGGGGUAGGUUUGUUUGGAACAGAAAUCAAAGACCAUUUUUUCUGAGAGAAGGAAAUAACAUCUGCAAAUGACAUGCUGUUUUUGCUACUUCCAUUGCUAGCUGUUCUCCCAGGUGGUGGCAAUGCAGACGGGCUCAAGGAGCCUGUCUCCUUCCAUGUCAUCCAGAUCGCAUCUUUUUACCACCAUUCCUGGAAACAAAAUCUGAUCUCAGGUUGUCUGGGUGAUUUGCAGACCCACACCUUGGACAGAAAUUCCAGCACCAUCAUUUUCCUGUGGCCCUGGUCCAGGGGAAACUUCAGCAACGAGGAGUGGAAGGAACUGGAAAUGUUAUUCCAUAUACGCUGUGAUCGGUUCCUUGAGGAAAUGCAUAGAUACUCCCGUGAAUUACAGAUUGAGUAUCCUUUUGAGAUACAGGUGACAGGAGGCUGUGAACUGCACUCUGGAAAGUUCUCAGGAAGCUUCCUUCGGUUAGCUUAUCAAGGAUCAGAUUUCAUGAGCUUCCAGAACAAUUCAUGGUUGCCAUCUCCAGUGGCUGGGAAUAUGGCCAAGCGUCUCUGCAAAAUGCUCAAUCAGAAUCAGCAUAAAAAUGACAUAACACAUAGUCUCCUCAGUGACACCUGCCCACGUUUCAUCUUGGGUCUUCUUGAUGCAGGAAAGGCACAUCUCCAGAGACAAGUGAAGCCCGAGGCCUGGCUGUCCCAUGACCUCAGUCCUGGACCUGGCCAUCUACAGCUUGUGUGCCACGUCUCAGGAUUCUACCCAAAACCUGUGUGGGUGAAGUGGAUGCGGGGUGAGCAGGAGCAACAGGGCACUCAGCGAGGGGACAUCCUGCCCAAUGCUGACGGGACAUGGUAUCUCCGAGCAACCCUGGAGGUGGCCGCUGGGGAGGCAGCUGGCCUGUCCUGUCGGGUGAAGCACAGCAGUCUAGAGGGCAAGGACAUCAUCCUCUACUGUGAACAUCACAGUUCCAUGGGCUUGAUCAUCUUGGUGGUGAUAGUGCCUUUGCUGCUUCUGAUAGGUCUUGCGCUUUGGUUCAGGAAAUGCUGGUGAGUUCUUUGCAUGUGUCUUUCUUACUCUUAGUCCCUACCCCACUUGUCUUCCCCUGUUUUUUGUUUCUCUCUCCUCAGUUCUUCUCUCCCCAGUCCCCUUCCCUCUUACUCCUCAAUUCUUAGCUCCACCUUAUUCACAGUGACUUCUAUCUCUGUUUUCAUCCAGUUUCCGUUAAGAUACACCAUGAUCCUCCUUGUUACCCUUCUCCUUUUGGGGUGAGAGACCAGCAGUCCAACAGCUCAGGAUACACCUGAACACAUCGUGGUGAUGACGUCCUCUAACUCUCCUUGUAAAACGUUUGUCAGUUUUGCUUGUUUCUGAUUAAUGAUCAUUUGUCAAUAUAAGCUCAAUUUAGUUUUGCAGGAUUUGUUGUUCUGACCUCGGUUCUGGGACUUUAAAAUUCAAAUUUUAUCUCCAAAUGGAAUGGGAUCCUAGCAAUCUUCACAUGUUCAACUAUUAAUGGAUCAUCAGGCUUGUUAUAGAUGUCCCUUAUUCCCGAGGGCCUUCCCUGACUCACAAGUGGGAAGCGGUCUCUUCCUGGUCUGAACUCCCACCACAUUUCAGCCGUACUUUGCUAACUGUACUCCUCACUUCCUCUCCUUCGUUGCAGCUAUUUAGGUCCCCCUUUUCCUCCUAAUUUUUCUACUCCUUCAAUGCAAAGUAUGUGUGUUUUGAAUAUAUGCAUCCCUGGUGUUGGAUCUUGCUCUCAUGAAACAUGUUCUCGAUAAAACUUUUUGUUGAAUUUA